UUCGUCGCUAAGUACACUCCGACCAUCGUAUAGCGCAUUCCUCUUGUUCCAACACGGCCCGAUGCAGUCCGGUCGCGGACUCGAGCGCCUCUAAGCAUGCAUGAAGGUAUUGAGAAGCUUAGCGAGAAAGUUCUUGCCAGAAGCGAUACGGUCUUUACUUUUAAGCUAAUCUCCGAGCUAUAGAACACCAGGAUUGAACAUAAUACAGUGCCUGGUAUAAACCCAGUUCUCAUGUGGUCGAUACGACAUGCCUGGGAGAUAUGACGAUUACAAAUCCAAUCUCGAAAGGUCCAGAGUCGCACCCAAACAGGUGGGUUAUUCUGGGUGGCAAGUUGCAUAUCGUCUAUGCAAUAAGACUUGUUCUAAAAGGCGUGGAUUGGUCCGAGCGAUAUGUAUACGCAGAGUUGAAGCCGGGUGGAAUGACCGUACGGUUAGAGCCGACGAGCAUCUGUAUCUGAACAUGUCGUAUGUGGAGUCGAAGUCGUACAAAUGCAUGUCAGCGGAUAUAACGGCCAAUCGCACGUCUGGCCAUCCUAUCACGCAACUCAGAGUUGCGUAUACGAGAUCCUUUCUGCUGAACCGUCGACACAUCAUGACCCCACCGGCAUCAUUCUAGAU
Molecule: messenger RNA, 618 nt
Organism: Periconia digitata
Lineage: Eukaryota; Fungi; Ascomycota; Dothideomycetes; Pleosporales; Periconiaceae
Source: the annotation of a GenBank genome assembly